Radiomyces spectabilis is the source of this 551-nucleotide messenger RNA. RefSeq lists its product as uncharacterized. The record is from RefSeq and is a predicted model, not a curated record. Lineage: Eukaryota; Fungi; Mucoromycota; Mucoromycetes; Mucorales; Radiomycetaceae. Bases 68 to 433 code for a protein of 121 amino acids. The transcript has a single exon.
GCUUUCUUCACUUUGAUUCACACGAAAAUGCUUCGGUUUUCUUUCGCCGGCACACGGCUCAUACAUCAUGUCUUGGAACGAGCGAUUUCAGAGUACAGCCAGCAAAGCAGCCGACUGGCGACAACGUACAUUACUCGCAAGUAGAACUCCCGUUCACAAGGCCGUCACCAUCCAUUCCCGGCCCUUCAACCACUGCUGCCCCUUCGUCUCCCGUCCCUUCAACCACCACAACUGCUGCGCCUUCGUCUCCAGUCCCUGCUCCCGCCACUCCUUCUGCGCCUUCGUCGCCCGUCCCUGGCCCUGCCAUUACUUCUGCGGCUUCGUCUUCCGUCCCUGCCCCCACCGCGGCUGCUGCACCUUUGUCCCCGGUUCCCGGCCCGUCUUUGGCAUCUCAUCCUCCAAGUUUUAUUGGAUGGAAAAGGUUUGUCGUUAGCUGAAGUCGCUUUUUUUUAGCUUACAUUUUUUCUUUUUUUUCCAGGAAACAAGCAGAGGCGCAUGAGAUGCUUCUUGCUGAGAUCGCGGAAAAGCGAGCAAAGUUAGAGGAAUUAAAG